GUUGGAACCGCGCAGCCGCGGACUGAUACACCGAGUGAGGGGGCUUAACCACAUCCACAGGUCCCUUCCGCCGCCAUUCUGUCCGACUGUCGCUGGAACCAACAGGGCCGAGACCGAGCAGACAGCAGCUAAAACCAGAGUCCAUUUCCCCUCUAACGCACUCCCCACACCGCAGCGACAACAUGCGUGAGAUUGUGCAUCUCCAGGCCGGCCAGUGCGGGAACCAGAUUGGAGCAAAGUUCUGGGAGGUGAUCAGUGAUGAGCACGGCAUCGACCCAACCGGAACCUAUCAUGGCGACAGUGAUCUGCAGCUGGACAGAAUCAAUGUCUACUACAACGAGGCCUCAGGUGGAAAGUAUGUGCCGAGGGCCAUCUUGGUGGAUCUGGAGCCAGGCACAAUGGACUCGGUUCGCUCUGGCCCCUUCGGACAGAUCUUCAGACCAGACAACUUUGUCUUUGGUCAGAGUGGAGCGGGUAACAACUGGGCAAAGGGCCACUACACAGAGGGAGCCGAGUUGGUGGACUCCGUCCUAGACGUUGUGAGGAAGGAGGCUGAGAGCUGUGACUGCCUUCAGGGUUUCCAGCUCACACACUCCCUGGGUGGAGGUACCGGCUCCGGCAUGGGAACUCUGCUCAUCAGCAAGAUCCGCGAGGAGUACCCUGAUCGUAUCAUGAACACCUUCAGUGUGGUGCCCUCUCCUAAGGUGUCGGACACUGUGGUGGAGCCGUACAACGCCACCCUCUCCGUCCACCAGCUGGUUGAGAACACAGAUGAAACCUAUUGUAUCGACAACGAAGCUCUGUAUGACAUCUGCUUCCGCACCCUCAAACUCACCACGCCCACUUACGGAGACCUCAACCAUCUGGUCUCUGCCACCAUGAGCGGGGUGACGACGUGCCUGCGCUUCCCCGGCCAGCUUAACGCCGACCUCCGCAAACUGGCCGUCAACAUGGUUCCCUUCCCCCGUCUGCACUUCUUCAUGCCUGGCUUCGCGCCGCUCACCAGCAGAGGCAGCCAGCAGUACAGGGCUCUCUCCGUGCCGGAGCUCACGCAGCAGAUGUUUGAUGCCAAGAACAUGAUGGCUGCCUGCGACCCGCGCCACGGCCGCUACCUGACGGUGGCCGCCGUGUUCCGAGGCCGCAUGUCCAUGAAGGAGGUCGACGAGCAGAUGCUGAACGUGCAGAACAAAAACAGCAGCUACUUUGUGGAGUGGAUCCCCAACAACGUCAAGACGGCUGUGUGCGACAUCCCGCCCCGUGGGCUCAAGAUGGCCGCCACUUUCAUUGGAAACAGCACGGCUAUCCAGGAGCUGUUCAAACGCAUCUCCGAGCAGUUCACCGCCAUGUUCCGCCGCAAGGCCUUCCUCCACUGGUACACCGGCGAGGGUAUGGACGAGAUGGAGUUCACCGAGGCGGAGAGCAACAUGAACGACCUGGUGUCCGAGUACCAGCAGUACCAAGACGCCACAGCCGAAGAGGGAGAGUUCGAGGAGGAGGGCGAGGAGGAAGUUGCCUAACGCUAACAUCACUCAUCUAUUUUUUUCGUCUACACUCAUCCGUUCAUUUUCUUCAGCCCUACUUUCUCCUUUUUGGUGUUGUUCUUCCCCAGUUCCUUUUUCUCUCCACCUCCAUUCCAUUUUCUUCCAGAGUAGGACUCACGUACUGAACUCAUCGUUUUCAGAGCCCAUGUAGGUGUAGCUAACUCGGUUGUGAUUGUGGUAUUUUCGUCAGUAACUUUCAGUUCAUCACCAUCACUGUUCCACACCUGGACCAGCUUCACUACACAUCAAAUUUGGCAUUAAUUGAAAUAAAGGUUAUUGAAAAAUGCU
Molecule: messenger RNA, 1829 nt
Organism: Nematolebias whitei (Rio pearlfish)
Lineage: Eukaryota; Metazoa; Chordata; Actinopteri; Cyprinodontiformes; Rivulidae
Product: tubulin beta-4B chain
Exons: 5
Coding region: 183-1517 (444 amino acids)
Biological process (GO): microtubule cytoskeleton organization; mitotic cell cycle
Cellular component (GO): cytoplasm; microtubule
Molecular function (GO): structural constituent of cytoskeleton; GTP binding; GTPase activity
Source: RefSeq, a predicted model, not a curated record